This is a messenger RNA of Danaus chrysippus (African queen), 333 nucleotides long. NCBI's taxonomy places the organism in Eukaryota, Metazoa, Arthropoda, Insecta, Lepidoptera, Nymphalidae. The record is from the annotation of a GenBank genome assembly.
AUGGCCUUAAGUGCACCUCAUUUAGUAUGUACUAAACAGUGGCGGCGCGUGAUAUUCGAGGUCUUCCUCGGUGGUUCUUCGUUCGCGGAAGGCGCCUUGACUCCGGACAAUGGCCAGCCAUCUGCAUGUCGUGCUCCAUACACGGACGAGACCUUGCCAUCCACUAACAGUAACGCCAGUUUAAGAGGCUUUACUGGAUGCAGGAAGGCUCCACAAAUAAAAUAUGUGACUAGAAGGCGACGGAGAGGUGUAGAGAUGAGGCGUGCGAGUGAGAUGGAUGGACUGGAUCUCGGUGUGUGGGAGCAGGAUGCAAAUAGAGCCUUGGUUAUCUGA